Molecule: messenger RNA, 951 nt
Organism: Geodia barretti
Lineage: Eukaryota; Metazoa; Porifera; Demospongiae; Tetractinellida; Geodiidae
Source: the annotation of a GenBank genome assembly
AUGUCACAAGUCAACACCGUCCUCGGCCCGAUCGACUCCGCCGAUAUGGGUUUCACUCUCAGCCACGAGCACAUCACCCUGGGCGCCGCCGGCGCGGCCGCAACCUACCCGGGGUUCCAGGACCGCCAGGCCAUCGCCGACGCGGCCACGGCCGCCCUGUCCGAAGCCCACGCCGGCGGCGUGCGCACCAUCAUCGACGUCACCACCUUCGACCUUGGCCGCGACGUGGCCAUGAUGCAGGAGGUCAGCCGGCGCUCCGGUGUCCACGCCAUCCCCUGCACCGGGAACCAUCUCUCCGUGCCGCGCAUCUUCUGGGGCGCUCCCGUGGAUCGGGUCGCCGCCCUGUUCAUCAAGGAAAUCGAGGAGGGCAUCGAGGACAGCGGCGUGAAAGCCGGCAUCAUCAAGGUGGCCAGCGACCGGGGCGGCAUCACCGAAAACGAGGAGAUCAUCCUGCGCGCCGCCGCCCGCGCCUGCAACGCCACCGGUACCCGCAUCAGCACCCACACCUGGUCUCCCGACCGGGUCGGCGAGGAGCAGGUGCGCAUCUUGAGAGAGGAGGGCGUUGACCUCAACCGGGUCUACAUCGGCCACAGCAACGACGACACCGAUGUCGGUUACCUGGUCGGCCUCCUCGAGGAGGGCGUGUGGCUCGGCCUCGACCGCUAUCCCGGUGGCCGUACCCCGGAGACACCUCAAUGGGAGCGGCGUACCGAGGUGGUCAAGCAACUCAUCGACGCCGGCUGGGCUCAUCGCCUGAUGCUGUCCCACGACCAUUCGACCCCUGUGGUGCAGCCCUCCGAAGACCUGCGCCGGGAACGCGAGGAAUUCAAUCCCGACGGCUACCUGUUCAUCAGCCGCAACGUCCUGCCCCGCCUCAUCGAGUUGGGCGCUGCCGACGCCGACGUCCAGGCCAUGAUGGUCGACAACCCCCGGCGCUUCUUCGAAGACUGA